AAACGUGACGUAAUAAAUGGCACAAACUUUUUUAACGUUUUAUUGCAAGAUGUAUAUUAAGAAUAUGAAAUAGAUAUAGAGGUAAACGAUGUGAUUGUAAAUCUUAUAAUUAGCUAGAAAAAAGUCUAUGAAGAUAUGUGCUUUCAAAUAUUCAUGAACAGUAACUUAAAAAUGUUUUAAAUAUGAAUAUAUUUUAACUGGAAAAAAAAUAUAUAUAUAUAAUUUUUAGACUGAUUAGACGAAAAAUUUGCAAUACUUUCUGCCAGUAUAUUUGUGUUAAAGUUUCUUUUUUUCUGAAGUUGUGUUGCGGUAAAUGCGUUUCUUCGUAUUUCGCUUUACUAGAAAUGCGUGUUGCGUGAUCGAUGCAUUUCUAAUAAUUAGCUUGCAUGCAAUCUAACGCGCAGAAAUAAAUACAUCGCAAGUUUGAUUUUCUUUUUGGGAUUCGAAAAAUCGCUGCGGGCCCUUACAUGUAAGGCGCCGCUUAUACACUCUUAAUUGUUGUUACGUUACUGUCCGUGAAACUUCUGCUUUCCCAGUUCGCGCUCAACAUCUCGCAGUCACAAAAGUGUCGGCUUCGUUCGCGCGUGAUUGAGUAUUCUUCAGGAGCACAGUUUCCGUUAACGAUCGCAAAAGACACUGUUCUAGGACAUUGCAGCACGUUAUCGCGACAAAAGUCAUAAUCAACAGCAGUAACAGCGAUAGUUCUGUAUCCAGUCUUUGUAUUUGCAAUAAGAGAUAUUUAUUCACUUCCGAUAUAAAUAUGGCCAUGGCAAGUUCAUCAAAGACAACAAUCGAUGAGACACCGCAAGAGAAUUAUAUUUGGAUGGAACUGAGAUUGCUGCAAUCAAUCGUGGUGCAGAGCAGGUUGGGUCAGACAGUGCUGAAACUCGUGGAUAAUUUCCUAUGGACCGCAGAGAAGUGUAUGGAAUGGAGUCUACCUAGACACGAAGUGGGCGAAGAUGAAAAUCGAAAAGAUUCGGGAAAGCCAUGUCUCGUGAGACCAUUGCCAUGGCUUUUGUUCCUGCCGAGCUUAGUGAUGCUGCGUGUAAUCAAAGUGACAAUGAAUGUAGGUGCUUUCAUAUUGGGCUAUUCUCAAAUCACAUCGAGUGGAAUGAUAAGAUUCGUGCAGAUAAGUCGUAGGUAUCUGAAUGCCGCAAUGAACAAAGGGAAAGAGAAACACGAGAUCAAGGACAAGAGACCAUCGAUGAAUGAGGCCAAGAAGGCCCUGAUCAGGUCCAUUCGUCUGACCUUGUCGAGUCUAUCCUGCCUGGAUACAUCCAAACCCUCAUUGUCACCACCGCCCACUAAAAUUCACGUUAGUAGCAUCCUCGAUCCCGAUCCAGUAACAACAUCGGAAGAAAAGUCAGUGGAUUCUACGACAAAAGUAAAAGAUUCAACGAGCGAAGCGGAGAAAGAGGAGAAGAAGGAGGAGACUUUAAAUGAGAAGCUCGAUCGACUCGCUUUGGAGAACAGCGAGGACGAUGAAGAUUUCGACCCAGCCAAAUGUUCUUUGAGCGACACGAGCGACGACGACGAUGACGAGAACAGCGACGAUGGCAACGUGUCCCCGACUGAAGUUCUCGACAUCAUUGAGGACACUAAGGCAUUCCAGAAAAGUCUGAAUCACAUCGAACAAUUUUUGAAAGCCGAACAACAGACUUCCACAUUGACUACCCACCAGGAAUUAGUCGAGCCGGUUUGCGGGAAGAGAUCGUCGGCCAAGGAGAGCCGCGAUAAGGUAGAAGAGCGCUUCGCGACUUCACGACGUAUCGAAUCGCCAGAGUGUUACACACCCGAUAGAUCCAGUCAGGAAGGCGAACCGACCUUCUACUCGCCGAUCAGCUCGGACAGUGACGCGCCGAAGGAGUGCUCGAUGUCAUCAGUUUCGGUUGCUGAACAACGUAUCCCAAGAAAAAUCUUAAAGACAAAUGUCAAUGGCGAAGCACGUUUUAUCUCAUCGUCAACAUCAACGAUUUCAGAAUCGAAAUCAUCCGGACAGAUCAAUAACGGCGCAGUAAUGGAAAAGCGCAGUACAAAUGUAAGUAAAUAUCAUAAGGGUAAGCGGAUGAGUCACGGUAAUCGCAAGAAAAAGUAGUGAAUUAAUGAAAGCAAGAGCAAGAAGAAGAAGAAGAAAAGAAAGAACAAAAUCCCUUCGAGACAAGAGAUUAUUAUCGAUGAUACAAUAUCGAACGUUAUUGAAAGUUACGCAAUUGUCGAGAAUUAAACACGAUUUCGAUUGAAAGAUAUUUAUCCGUCUCAGUCAAGAGAUAUUACAAAGAUAUCAGGUUUUCAAGACAUAUAUCCGAAUAACAGUCGAGUUUGUAAAAAAAAUCUCCAAGUCAUCGUAAUCACUUAUUUUUAAAAAUCAUUUGAUGAAUUAAAAUGCUUGCAGACGUUUCUGUUUCUCUGGGAAAUUUUAUUCGAGCUGCGACUGUCCAAAGUAUAUAGCUGGUCCAAAGUAUAACUGGUUCAAAGUACGUCGUCAUUAUCAUAUUCAUUCGAACGCAGUUGAGUUUCUUUCCAUAAUAAUGCAAUUAUAAUUUGCAUGAUGAGAUAGAAAAAGAAAUAAUAUAAUAUAUAAUUUUGAAUCGCUCGAAAUCCGUUCGUCAGUCGACACUUAUUGAUGAUAUAAUAGCAAAUUAAUUGAACGAUCACCGAUUCGCAACUCCGAAAAAUACGUAGGAUGUUCCUCAUUUAGAUGGUUUUAUCUUUUUCCGAAUCCGGUUUAACGAUAAGCUUUACGAUAGAAAGUUUGUAGGCAAGCGGAAACUGCUUCUAAAUCGCAGCGGUACGUUCAAAGUACACAAGCAUUAUCAUUUUUAGACGAAACAUCGUAUCUGUCUCGACAAUUGCGUAAUUGUGAUCAUGAAAGUUGUGUCUUCGAUAGUGCAAACGCAGCGCGUGCAAAUAUAUGGUUAAAGUUUGCGUAUUAUCUCCGGAACAUUGUUGAACUGAUUUUUUUGGACAUACUCGUUUAUUUAUAUAAUAACGUCUGUAGCAAUAAUUAUUAUAUCUUAUUAAUUGAGUAGCUCGAUAUAAAGGUAGAAAUCAACUAAAAUUCAAUUUUUAUCGACGCACAUUUGUAUCUUAUAUAACAUGCAAACUUUGAAUAUUUUCGUUAGACUAUAAAAAAAGACUAUACGUUAAUGCAGAAGUAAAAAAUACUUUAUAUCAUUUUUUAAAUCUAUUUUGUUACUCAAAGCGAAAUAAGAAGUCAUAGUACUUUCACACACUAGUUUAAAGCAUUAGCGUUAUAACGUAUGCGUUAUAGCAGUUAAAGCAUUAGCGGUAUUCAAGUUAUAAUUCUAAAAAUGUUUUCUUUAGCGGUAUAAUAAAAAUAUUUAACGUCAUCAUCCAUUUCUUUCAAAGCAAUUGUAGCAAUUGCAUUUCUCGAUUAAUGAUGAUCACAUAUCAUCGAUAAGCAAAGUGAAAUAAUUACUGUUAUACGCUUAUUCCUUAGUAGUUAUUUCGUGUGUCUGUAAUUUUGAUUACUUUUAUUUCGAUUAUCAAAAUGCAAAAUAUGCACGAAGAUCGACAACGAUGUAAUGUAUAAUUGUUAUAUUUAUAUAAUCUCUAAUUAAUAUAUUAAAUUGAAUUAUAAUUAUUGUCCUUUCUCGUAAAUGUACGAUAAUAUUUAACGGAGAUUGUUUUAUAUUAUUAUUAUUAAAUAUAGAUAUUAUUUUGAUCAUAAAUUAUGAUCGAUAAUAAAUUAUUUAAUCAUA
This is a messenger RNA of Solenopsis invicta (red fire ant), 3722 nucleotides long. Its product is annotated as protein starmaker. NCBI's taxonomy places the organism in Eukaryota, Metazoa, Arthropoda, Insecta, Hymenoptera, Formicidae. The transcript has 11 exons. The record is from RefSeq and is a predicted model, not a curated record. The coding region runs from base 761 to 2095 and encodes 444 amino acids.